Molecule: messenger RNA, 3721 nt
Organism: Equus caballus (horse)
Lineage: Eukaryota; Metazoa; Chordata; Mammalia; Perissodactyla; Equidae
Source: RefSeq, a predicted model, not a curated record
GCCCGCCCGCCCUGGCCCAGAGCCUCCCAGGCAGCCAGCGAACGAGGGGAGCGCUCUGGGAUGGGACUUGGAGGCGGCGGCGAAGGAGGAGACAGCGGCAGCGGCUCGGGCUUCUUCCCCGGCUCCCACGAGCGAUCCCCGAGGAGAGCCACGGCUCUUGGAGCCGCGAGGAGGCCACCGAGGAAGACCCGGGUGGCUGCGCCCCUGCCUUGCUUCCCAGGCGCCGGCGCCGGCGGCUGCAGGAAUCCACGGCUGCACACUUCUCCCCACCUGCUUUCAAAGGGCAGCCUCAUGGAACCAUGUCAGGAUGGGUUUGUGCCUAGCCCCUCAUCCUCUUCUUGAAGAUGGAAAAGAUGCUGGUGGGCUGCUUUCUGCUGAUUCUUGGACAGAUCCUCCUCCUUCCCACCGAGGCCAGGGAUCGGCCUCCCUCGAGGUCCAUCUCCAGAGGGAGACACAGUCGGACCCACCCCCAGACAGCCCUCCUGGAGAGCUCCUGUGAGAAUAAGCGGGCAGACGUGGUCUUCAUCAUUGACAGCUCCCGCAGUGUCAACACCCACGAUUAUGCAAAGGUCAAGGAGUUCAUUGUGGACAUCUUGCAAUUCUUGGACAUUGGCCCGGAUGUCACCCGAGUGGGUCUACUCCAAUAUGGCAGCACCGUCAAGAACGAGUUCUCACUCAAGACCUUCAAGAGGAAGUCUGAAGUGGAGCGUGCUGUCAAGAGGAUGAGGCACCUGUCCACAGGCACCAUGACAGGGCUAGCCAUCCAGUAUGCCCUGAACAUCGCAUUCUCAGAAGCAGAAGGGGCCCGGCCCCUGAGGGAGAAUGUGCCACGGGUCAUAAUGAUUGUGACAGAUGGGAGGCCACAGGACUCAGUGGCUGAGGUGGCUGCAAAGGCACGGGACACAGGCAUCCUGAUCUUUGCCAUUGGCGUGGGCCAGGUGGACUUCAACACACUGAAGGCCAUUGGGAGCGAGCCCCACGAGGACCAUGUCUUCCUAGUGGCCAACUUCAGCCAGAUGGAGUCACUAACCUCAGUGUUCCAGAACAAGUUGUGCACGGUCCACAUGUGCAGCAUCCUGGAGCAUAACUGUGCCCACUUCUGCAUCAAUACCCCUGGCUCAUACGUCUGCAGGUGCAAACAAGGGUACAUCCUCAGCUCCAAUCAGAAGACUUGCAGAAUCCAGGAUCUGUGUGCGGUGGAGGACCACGGCUGUGAGCAGCUCUGUGUGAAUGUGCUGGGCUCCUUCGUCUGCCAGUGCUACAGUGGCUACACCCUGGCCGAGGACGGGAGAAGGUGUGUGGCUGUGGACUACUGUGCCUCAGAAAACCACGGAUGUGAACAUGAGUGUGUAAAUGCUGACAGCUCCUACUUUUGCCGGUGUCCUAAAGGAUUUGCUCUUAACCCAGAUAAAAAAACAUGCACAAAGAUAGACCACUGUGCCUCGCGUAAUCACAGCUGUCAGCAUGAGUGUGUUAACACAGAUGAUUCCUAUUCCUGCCGCUGCCUGAAAGGCUUCAUGCUGAAUCCAGAUAAGAGAAGCUGCAGAAGAAUCAACUACUGUGCACUGAACAAACCAGGCUGUGAGCACGAAUGCGUCAACACGGAGCAAGGCCACUACUGCCGCUGCCGCCGGGGCUACACCUUGGACCCCAACGGCAGGACCUGCAGCCGGGUGGAUCACUGCGCGGAGCAGGACCACGGGUGUGAGCAGCUGUGUCUGAACACGGGGGAGUCCUUCGUCUGCCAGUGCUCGGAAGGCUUCCUCAUCAACGAGGACCUCAAGACCUGCUCCAGGGCGGAUUAUUGCUUGCUGAGCAACCAUGGUUGCGAAUACUCCUGUGUCAACACAGAUAGAUCUUUCGCCUGUCAGUGUCCCGAGGGACACGUGCUCCGCAGCGAUGGAAAGACCUGUGCCAAAUUGGAUUCUUGUGCUUUGGGGGACCAUGGUUGUGAACAUUCAUGUGUAAGCAGUGAAGACUCUUUUGUGUGCCAGUGCUUUGAAGGGUACAUACUCCGUGAAGAUGGGAAAACCUGCAGAAGGGAAGAUGUCUGCCAAGCAGUAGACCAUGGCUGUGAGCACAUUUGUGUGAACAGUGACGAUUCGUACAUCUGCAAGUGCUUGGAGGGAUUCCGGCUCGCCGAGGAUGGGAAGCGCUGCAGAAGGAAAGAUGUCUGCAAAUCGACCCACCACGGCUGCGAACACAUUUGUGUUAAUCGUGGCAGUUCCUACAUCUGCAAAUGCUCAGAGGGAUUUAUUCUAGCUGAGGAUGGAAGACGGUGCAAGAGAUGCACUGAAGGCCCAAUUGACCUGGUCUUUGUGAUCGACGGAUCCAAGAGCCUUGGAGAAGAGAAUUUUGAGAUUGUAAAGCAGUUUGUCACUGGAAUCAUAGAUUCCUUGGCGAUUUCCCCCAAAGCCGCGAGAGUGGGGCUGCUCCAGUAUUCCACGCAGGUCCGCACAGAAUUUACCCUGAGAAACUUCGGCUCCGCCAAAGACAUGAAAAAAGCUGUGGCCCACAUGAAAUACAUGGGCAAGGGCUCUAUGACUGGCCUGGCCCUGAAACACAUGUUUGAGAGAAGUUUUACCCAAGUAGAAGGAGCCAGGCCUCUCUCCGCACGGGUGCCCAGAGUGGCCAUCGUGUUCACAGACGGACGGGCUCAGGAUGACGUCUCCGAGUGGGCCAGUAAAGCCAAGGCCAAUGGUAUAACUAUGUAUGCCGUCGGGGUAGGAAAAGCCAUUGAAGAAGAACUACAAGAGAUUGCCUCUGAGCCCAUAGACAAGCAUCUCUUCUAUGCAGAAGACUUCAGCACAAUGGGGGAGAUCAAUGAAAAACUAAAGAAAGGCAUAUGUGAAGCUCUGGAAGACUCUGAUGGAAGUCAGGAUUCCCCAGCAGGGGAACUGCCAAAGAGGGUCCACCAGCCAACAGAAUCUGAGCCAGUCACCAUAAAUAUCCAAGACCUACUUUCCUGUUCUAAUUUUGCAGUGCAACACAAAUAUCUGUUUGAAGAAGACAAUCUUUCACGGUCUACACAAAAACUUUUUCAUUCAACAAAAUCUUCAGGAAGUCCUUUGGAAGAAAAACCCGAUCAAUGCAAAUGUGAAAACCUUAUGAUGUUCCAGAACCUUGCAAAUGAAGAAGUAAGAAAAUUAACACAGCGCUUAGAAGAAAUGACACAGAGAAUGGAAGCCCUGGAAAAUCGCUUGAGAUACAGAUGAAGACUCGAAAUGCUUUACGUAUUUGUACAUCAUUGUAUCAAGGAUUACAACAAAAGCAGUUCAGAGCCCCAAAGCUCAGGCUGUUAAUUCUUUAAGGUUGUAAAGUAAAACAUAAGUGAGAAAGCUGGUUUGCUAUACAACAAAGGCAAAAGGUAGACACUCACUUGUAUAAAUUUGAGAAUAAAAAAAUCUUUCAGAAUCUUAAAACGAGUUUGCCAAGUGAGAACAAAUAAACUAUGCAAGAUAUUCUGUAACAUACUGUGGAUAUGUUUUUCUUCUGCCUCUUCCUGCCUUAGAGUGUUGCAAUCUCAUUUGACUACAAAAUAAAGUUUGCACAGUCUUACUUCUGUAGAACACUGGCCAUAGGAAAAGCUGUUUUUUUUUUGUAUUGGACUUUACCUUGAUAUAUGUAUAUGGAUUUAUGCAUAAAAUCAUAGAACAUAUGUACUUGUGUAACAAGUUGAAUUUUUUUUACACAAUAUUAAAAUUCACUUCAGAGAAUGGUA